Molecule: messenger RNA, 1984 nt
Organism: Mytilus trossulus (common blue mussel)
Lineage: Eukaryota; Metazoa; Mollusca; Bivalvia; Mytilida; Mytilidae
Product: heat shock 70 kDa protein 12A-like
Exons: 5
Coding region: 66-1811 (581 amino acids)
Molecular function (GO): ATP-dependent protein folding chaperone; ATP binding
Source: RefSeq, a predicted model, not a curated record
UAAACAUCCUGGAAACACUUUCUGAUUUCUCUACCAAAACCAGGACACAAGUUUCCUCAUAAGGAAUGAUGUCAAAAUUGUCAGACGACUAUCUGUUUGUUGUGGCAAUAGAUUUUGGCACAACAUAUUCUGGAUAUGCAUUCUCCUCAAGAGACGAUUUUAAAAGGGACCCUCAAAAAAUUGUUGCCAACCAAGCAUGGAACGCUGGAAGUCAACGACACUUAUCCCUUAAGACACCAACGUGUUUACUUUUAGAUAACAAAGAAGAGUUUGUAUCAUUUGGAUAUGAGGCAGAAAAUAAGUACACCGACAUAGUCAUUGACAGACAGCAAAAUGAAUAUUAUUUUUUCCAACGCUUUAAGAUGCAACUAUACAAGAACAAGGAUAUCAAAGGAGAAAUGUUAAUAGAAGAUGUCACUGGAAAAUCACUAACGGCUAUGAAGGUUUUUGCGAAAUCUAUCGAAGCUCUUAUGCUUCAUUCGUUUGAUAUUUUUGAUCAAAGAGGAAAAGAAAUAAAAAAGACUGACAUUCGAUGGGUUUUGACAGUUCCUGCUAUUUGGUCGGAUGCCGCAAAACAAUUCAUGAGGAAAAGUGCAGAAUUAGCUGGAAUUCCGAAUAAUCAGCUUCUAAUUGCAUUGGAACCAGAGGCUGCAUCCUUAUACUGCCAAGAUCUUCCAAUAGAAAAGCUACAAGGCGCCGACAAAGGAUACUGUAUGACUGAAGAGGGCACACGGUACAUGGUUGUAGAUAAUGGUGGUGGAACGACUGACAUCACAAUUCAUCAGAAACUAACCAAAGGUAGCCUGGAGGAAAUUUGUAGAGCUUCAGGAGGAGACUGUGGUGGUAUUUCAGUAGACAACUCGUUCUAUCAGAUCUUCGUCAAACUUCUAGGAGCCCCUCUUUUGAAAAUUAUGAAAGAAAAAGACCCAUCUGCGUAUUUAGAUAUUUUUAGAGAACUUGAAGCUAUCAAAAGAACCGUUGAUAAAACAAAUCAGGAUAAUGUUACUAUGUCAAUCCCUAGAGCAUUUCUCGAUGAGAUUUGCAAAAAGCAUUUGCAUGAAGACUUUGAAGCUGUUAUCAAAGCUUCGCCAUACAAAUCUAGAAUGAAAGUACGAUUUGACAAAUUAAGAAUGGAAACAGAUUUAAUAAAAAAUUUAUUUAAAGAACCAUCUGAAAAGAUAAUACAAUUAAUCACCGAUGCAUUGAAUAAUAAAUAUACAGAUUUGGUAUCAGUGAUUCUAUUAGUCGGUGGGUUUUCUGACUGUAAGAUAAUCCAAGAUGAAAUAAAAGCAAAGUUCCCAAAAAUGAGAGUGAUAGUACCGGAAGAAGCUGGAUUAGCAGUGUUAAAGGGGGCAGUACUGUUUGGUCAUAGACCCGAACAGAUUGUAUCUCGAAUUGUCAGGUACACAUAUGGUGUUCAAUAUAGACCCCGUUUCAAUCCAUCAAUCCAUGACCCUGCACGCCAAGUUGUCACUCAUGGAAUACCAAGAUGUAUUGAUGCUUUUGACAUUUUCGUUGAGAUUGAUUCAAAAGUAAAGUUAGGAUCAAAGAUCAGGAAAGAAUUUGCCACUUCAAGAGAGUUCCAGGAAUUCGUAUCCUUCCCAGUGUUUCAAACCAUUCAACGAUCUCCAAAAUACACAGACGAAGACAGUUGUACACAUAUUGGAACUUUACGCUUAGCUAUACCUAAUCCGUCAAGAAAUUUUCGCAACCUGGAUGUCGAAUUUGCAUUUGGCCACACAGAACUCAAGGUCACCGGCUAUGAGAUGCAAUCUGGAGCGGAAUGCGAAACUGCAUUAGAACUUAUCUAAGGUGUGUAUCGUAAAGUGAGUGAUAAAAAUAAAAGACGUCUUGACUAUUUGAUAGAUGAAUUAGAAACGCAUAGUGACACUUCAAGAUGACGUGACGUUAUAUAAAGCGCGGUACUUAGUAAACGUCAAGUGUACAGUAUUAUCGAAAUACUGGGGGCCACUCAAACGUGAAA